GUUGAAAUGGGUCAGAAUAAACAAAUGUUUAAAAUAAUAGUAGUUUGUGCAACAAGAGUGGAUAUGAUCGACAUAUAGCACGAAGACGAAAUUUGAGCACGACGCCGUAGGCUAAUUCGCUUAUUCACCCUGUAUUUUUAAUGGGAUUACUUAUGUUGAUACUUGGUAUGGUUUAAUACAUUAUAAUAACUACCGUUUCUUAGAAGUUAAUCGCGAAUUCGCGGUCAGUCUUAAAUAUUCUUUUUCAGUAUAAACAGGUGACUCGAAAUAUUUGUUUGUAAUAAUAUUUAUUUGUGCGUAUAAGAAGGUAUGUGUGGACUUAUAUCAGAAUAUACAGUGUUACACAUAAAGUGCACAUCAUAUGAUUUUUUUUUUAAAUCUAUAGAUGAAUUUUGACUUUUGUUGCUUCAAAAAUUAUAACAAAUGAGAUGCAAACGUUCAAUCACGGGACUUUUGUAAAUGUUAUGAUUGACAUUUUUACUUUCCUGUCUGUAUACAGAUAAGGAAAGUAUAGGAAUCAUGAUUGUCAUUAGAUACAAAGGAAACCUAAAAUAUAAUAUUUUUAAAAUGUAUUUUUAGUUUGAAUAAGUAUAGUAUACCACUUUUAUAAGUAUUUAUAAGUAAAAUGUAACUGGAUAUUGCUAAGCAGCGGUCUUUCAGAAACAAUGGUGAAAAUUAAAAAAGAAAAAACAACAAAGAAGGUAUUCUGAAGAAUCUGUACCGAAAGCUUUACAUGAAAUAAAAAAUGGCGCGAAAAAGGAAACUGCUCUAAAAUAUAGAGUUCCUCGAGCUACUCUUCAAUUUAGACUUUCGAAAAACCGAAAAAGGACCAUGUCCAAUUCUGAUAAAAGAGGAAGAGCAAUCACUAGUUCAUCAUUAGAGACUGUUCUGAGGUAUAACUAAAACUGUGACUAGUCCAAAACUUAGAAGGUAAAUUUGAUAUUAAUGAAGAGGACAUUAAAUAUUUUGGACCAAAAUGAUCAAGAUAUUUUUAAAAAUUUUCAAGGUAAUGCAAGUAUUAUUUUUAAUUUAUUUAUUUUUAAUUAGUUUUCUUUCGGUUCGUAGGCCAUGAUUCCAAGAAUAAUGACAAUGAUAUGAAUCAAAAUUAUUUCAUGUUAGACAAUUUGGACCAAAAUACAGAGGAAAAUUUGGAAAAUAUUCCAGGUAUUUUAUUGUCAUUAUCUUAAUUGUACUUUCUGAGGAAUGUUACGUUUAUUUUAAAAAGUAUGAGUAGUAAGCAAACGGUGGAAUCUGGCCUUAAUAGUUGCGGGUCAGAAAUAAUAGAAGAAGUAAGAGCAUUAAAUUUAGAAGAUUUCCUUCCAAAAGCGAAAACGCCUGAAAGGAAAAACAAAAAUCAAAUAAAAAGAACGUCUUUCGUUAUCUCUUCUAGCGCUUACAAAAAAGAAAUGGAAGAAAAGAAGAAAAAGAAAGAAGCACUAGAACAUCAAAAAGAAGAAAACAGACAAAAGAGAUUAAAGCAGCAAUUGGAGAAACAAACUAAGCCUAAACAAACAAAAAAAAGUCAAGUAGAUGAAAAACAGUCUAAACAAGGAAAAAAAAAGUAAAACUGCCGACACUGAUUGUAUAGAUGCCCCUGCUGAAGCAAGUGAAACUGCCGAUACUGUUUGUGUAGAUGCCCCUGCUGAAACAAGUAAAACUGCUGACACUGAGCUUGUAGAUGCCCCUGCUGAAGCAACUAAAAUCGCAAAAAACCAUCCUAAUUCAGAAAAAUUUUGUAAAACCGAAACUACCGAUGAAGUAAAAAAUAAUGUCAUAAAAAGAACUGGUUUAUGUUUUUUAUGUGUGACAAAUAUAACUUUAAAUAAAAUUGGAAUAAAAUGCCAAGAAUGUAACAGAGUAUAUCAAUGGUCUGUUUGAAAAAACGUGGAAUAUUCAAGGAUUUUUAUAGAUGUGGUGUUUGUACCGUCAAACUAAGUUUGCGUUCGUAAAAUGUUUUUAUCAAUUGGAAAUGCUCUUUGUAAUGUUUUGAAAUGAGUAAAUUUAAAGAAACGUCCUUUUUGUAUUUUAUUUGAUUGAAAGGUUUAUAAACAUUAUAAAAAACGCCUAUAAAACAGCUACAAUCACC
Molecule: messenger RNA, 2086 nt
Organism: Psylliodes chrysocephalus
Lineage: Eukaryota; Metazoa; Arthropoda; Insecta; Coleoptera; Chrysomelidae
Source: the annotation of a GenBank genome assembly